UGCUGUCAUUGGAAUCAGCUGUGUGUUUAUCUUGUCUUUUGAAAGCGUAUUUUUCUAUUUUGGAUCAACCUCAGAUUUUUUCACUUUAUUUCUCCGAGUUAACUUUAAACAUCGCUAUCGUCCGUGUACGUACGUACAUUUUCGUCAUAGCGUAAGUUUGCAGUUAUUUGAUAUGUUUCGGCGAAAUCAACGGCUAAAAAUGUUAGUUGUUAAUAUGAGCCCCUGAGUGCGUUUAUGAUUUAUCCGAUGAAAUAUGUUUGUCAAACCUGAGGAAGUUUUGAUAGCCAACGCGUUUUGGGAAACUGAAGAAUCUUCAAUAUAUUUCGUGUUGCAACAUAGGAAAGGUCAUGGAACAGUUAAAGGAUUAUCUUCUCUUCUUGUUGGUACCAUGGACAGUAUUUUCGAUACCAAACCGGCUCCUUACAGAAUAUUGCAUCAAACCCCUAAUUCUGAACUAUAUCACUUGGUAGCAUGUGCUAUGACAAGAAACGAAAUCCUCAAAGAUUGGGACUGGCUAUUCAAUAAUGUCUGUGGCACACUUCAUUCAUUUGAAAGUGAGGAGGAUGUAACUGAAUUUGUGAUGUGCAAAAUUGAGUCUGUUAUUGCUGCCAAUCAACAAAUGGAAGUUGAUGAUGAUGAUUCGAAAGCCUUUAAAACAACUUCUGAAAAAUUCUUGAGACUCUUUGGGCUUUCUAAAGAGGAAAAAUUAGUAAAUUAUUAUUCUUGUAGCUACUGGAAAGGAAAAUUGCCUAGGCAAGGUUGGAUGUAUAUGUCUAUCAACUAUUGCUGUUUCUAUGCAUUUAUUUUGGGAAUGGACACAAAGAUAUGUAUAAGAUGGUCUGAGGUAACCAAUCUUAGUAGAAAGAACAGCUUAGUAUUUCCAGACUCCAUUAGAAUUGGCACUCGAGAAAAAGAAUAUUAUUUCAGUAUGUUCUUGAGGGAAAGUGAGGCCUUUAAUCUCAUGGAGCAGUUGGUAGAUUUAGCUGUUAAGCGGCUCAUUGAUGAUAAAAAAAGCUAUCAAGAAGAUAAAGAGUUGUUAAAUAAGUUGAGUAAAAAUGUUCCAAAAAAAGCAUCAUUCCUCAAACGCGAUCUCGACGCACGGGUCCAGUCUGAAGCAUACCGUAUGAUGUUCCGUUUGCCUGGGGACGAAAAGUUAGAUGGGUCAAUUGACUGUACUUUGCUGACCCCAUAUAAUAAGAAACACGUAUCAGGUCGCUUGUUCUUGUCACAAAAUUACAUUUGCUUCGAAAGUCGUGUUAAAGCCCAAGUAGGGCUUGUUGUUCCCCUCAGAGAAGUAAUAGUCGUUGAGAAAGUUGAAAAUAAUGCUAGUAACCAAUCUUUGGAUAAAGCUAUUAUUGUGACAACUGGGAACUCAUUAAAUAAGACAAAUUUCAUUUUUGCUCAAAUAUUGGAUCGUGAUUUUGUUGUCGACAAGAUAUCUGAGCUGUUAUCACGAACUCGGGAACUAAAGACUUUCGACUCGUCAAGCAUGAAGAGUUUCACCAGUUUCUCGGAUUCUGAAUCCAUUUGGAAAAUGCAGCAGGCAUUAAUGAGAGUGUUUCCUCUGAGCCCUAUUCCAGACGUAAACAAAAAACAGCAGCAAAAAACAAAAGAAUGGGAAGAACAUUUUAAUACUUAUGGACGGGGCGUGUCAAUGUAUAGAACCACCGAGGUGGCUGGUUUGGUCUUAACUGGCAUUCCAGAUCACUUGCGGAUGGAGAUAUGGAUGGCCUUUUCUGGUGCGGCAAACAUCAAAGCAUGUCAUCCGGGAUAUUAUAGGUCACUAGUAGACAGAGCACUCGAACAGCAGUCCACUGCUAAUGAAGAGAUAGAGAGAGACUUGCAUAGAUCGCUACCAGAACAUCCGGCGUUUCAAAAUUCGAUAGGCAUUGAUGCAUUACGCAGAGUGUUGUGUGCUUAUGCUUUACACAAUCCUAGCAUAGGAUACUGUCAGGCAAUGAACAUUGUAGCGUCUGUUCUAUUAAUAUACUGUAAUGAAGAAGAAGCUUUCUGGUUGUUAGCCAGCCUCUGUGAGAAUUUGUUACCUGAUUAUUACAACACCCGAGUGGUAGGAGCCGUUGUUGAUCAGGGCAUUCUGGACGAAUUAACCUUGGAGCAUUUGCCCACCCUACACGACAAACUCAACCAAUUAGGCAUGAUGAACAUGAUCUCACUGUCAUGGUUCCUAACCAUAUUCCUAUGCGUCAUGCCUUAUGAAAGCGCAGUCAAUGUUAUGGAUUGUUUCUUCUAUGAUGGUGCCAAAGUAAUUUUCCAGGUGGCGCUGAUGGUGCUAGAGUGGAACCAGGAGAAACUAUUACUUUGUAAGGAUGAGGGUGAAGCCAUGCAGCUACUUUCAGACUACUUGAUGGGUGUAUUCAAUGACGAAGGGCGUGGAGCAAUCAGAAAUAAAAGUUACGAUGAGCAGAAACGAAGUGUAUCAAUUCAAACUUUAAUAUAUGAAGCAUACAGGGAGUAUGGCACAUUAACUACCGGGCAAAUUGAACGUUUGAGAUUAAAACAUAGACUGAGGGUUGUGCAAGACUUGGAAGACACUUGCGAGAGGAACAUAUUGAGGAGUGUUAUUGGCGACGGUUAUUUUACACAUCAAGAACUCCAGGAAUUACUGAGUCUAGUCAGAGAAGAAAUAUUCAGUCAGAAGAAGCAAAUUAGUGAGAAACAUGAUCCCACCCUGCAACCUUAUGAAGCGUACAAAGUAGACUUUGACUAUUUCAAAAUAUUGUUUGCCGCCCUGUCACCAUGGGGAAGGGGUGAAACGGCUGAAUCUUUGGCUGCCAGGAUAUUCAACUUGAUGGACGCUAACCGGGAUGGAUACUUAAAUUUUCGCGAGCUAUCCGCUGCCUUGGGUCUCACGUCGACCGCUGACGCGUCGCAAAGACUUAAACUGCUUUUUGCUAUACACAUGCCUCCCUUAUUAUGCAUGUCGGACAUCGAAUCUCCGGUGAAAACCGAGUCUGGGGCGGAGGUGGCCUCAGAAGCGACUGAUUUUUUCAGCAAUGUGGAAAAGAGCGUGGACAGUCUGAGUUUGACAGAUGACGCGUCACCCACCGCUCACGUGAGCGCUAGAUUUACUUGGGGAAAAACAUACGACUCUCAGUCGUCAAUGGACAAUUCAAUCAGUAGUCAAAGCAGCACUACCGAGGCUAACUGGGAGGCAAAAAGUCUGUCACAUUUGCGUAAUCUAGUUCAAUCGAAAGACAACAAAUCUAACGUUAAAGGCAAUCUCCGGAUGCCUCAACCCCAUUUCAUAACACUGUGGAAGUCUGUCUAUGAUAUCUUUCAAACAGAACCUGAAGAUCAGAAUGUAUAUCAUGCUAUAGCAGAUGUAGGUACUUUACUUUUGCAACUAGGAGACGUGGGCAAGCAGUUUUUUAUCGCCCGUGAUGAAUCAGAGGACAGUCUGGCUAUGGCCGUUGAGGAAGUGUGUGGGCGUACUGCUUUAAACGAAGAUGUCGAGUCUCCCGAUAAAAACGGCAAUCCACCAACUCCAAAGACCGAAAUAAAGUGGUACAUAACAGUAGAGCAAUUCCUAGCGUCGAUCUUGCACGCCGACCCAUUGGUAAUAUUUUUCUCCAAGCGGUUCUCGAUCGGCGACGGAAUGAAAGUACUAAAAGGUCGUAGUUAUGCUAGGGCGAGCUCUUAUUGCGAAGAACCGGCAUUAAGAGUUCGAAAUUAAUCAACCAAUUAAAAAACGUAAAAAUACCAAUUUUUUUAGUUCAUAAAAAAUGUCUCCAAGCGAAAACAUUUUCUGGUCUUUACAGCAUAGUCAUUUUGUUAUUCGCAACGGUUAAAAUAUGAUUGUAUAUUGCUAUAUUUUUAUAAGUUUUUUAGUGCUACUAAGCAGAGUACAUGUAUAUAAGAAACAGAUUCAGGUUCGAUAAGGGGCAUUUUUCAGAACGUCUUUGUAAAAUAUUAAAAACUAAUUUAUAAAUACUAUGUAUAUUAAAAAACUAUACAAAAAGUUUUGUCAUUGUAAAAAACUAAUUUUAUUUUUAAAUGAGAAAAUUUGACCAAAUUUCUCUGUCUUGAAUUUAGCACCUCUUCCCAGAAUCACCGCGAGCAAGUUCUUGGAAUAUCUGAGAAAGUAUUGUGCAUUGAAAAUAUACAUACUGCCAUUGUGUUUUCUUGCAUUAAUUUAGUCAUAAUUAAUUUAAUUAAUUUCUGACAUUUUAAUAAAUAUGCUAGGUAGAGCAACAAACAAAAGAGAAGAGGAAUAAAUCAGUUUACCUAAGUUAAUUCAUAUCUGUAACUUUUUUUUCGGUAUUUUAAAGGAAACAUGUUUUGAAAAACGAUCUAAGUCACACCUACAUCACUGUUAAAAGUGCAAUAUCUCUAGUGAUUAUUAAAAAAAAACUAUUGUAUUUUUGUCUUUAUAGAUAAUAAAUUUAUAUAUACAUA
Messenger RNA from Cylas formicarius (sweet potato weevil), 4416 nucleotides. It is a transcript of the gene Tbc1d8-9, whose product is annotated as TBC1 domain family member 9. The record is from RefSeq and is a predicted model, not a curated record. The coding region runs from base 254 to 3694 and encodes 1146 amino acids. NCBI's taxonomy places the organism in Eukaryota, Metazoa, Arthropoda, Insecta, Coleoptera, Brentidae. The transcript has 18 exons. Gene Ontology annotation, molecular function: calcium ion binding.